AUGGCAGGCUUCGAUCCGGACGUCGUGGGUGUAUACGUUGGCCAAUCUCAAACCUCACUUUGGGGGCAGCAACAAGACCAUGAUGGCAAUACCGAUGGCUUGCGAAACAAGAGUCCGCAUUACAACAUUGCUCGGUGCACCUCCAAAAACUGCCGCUACGCCGUGCCGAUUAUCUUAUUCGAUCGCACCCAGACUCUUGACUCGAUCUGGAUGCCGUUGGUGUUUGCGUCGGCCAUCAUCGCCCUUUAUCUUCUACCUCAAUCACAUGUCUACUGGCCUCAGGGUGUCGGAAAUAUCGGCUGCGGGAAGCGUAAGGGAUGA
Molecule: messenger RNA, 321 nt
Organism: Fusarium graminearum PH-1
Lineage: Eukaryota; Fungi; Ascomycota; Sordariomycetes; Hypocreales; Nectriaceae
Exons: 1
Coding region: 1-321 (106 amino acids)
Source: RefSeq, a predicted model, not a curated record